AAAACAGUUGAGAAUUUUUUUCAGAAAUAAUGCACCCAAAGUGUGGAAUUAUUCUACUAUCCCUAAUUUUUAUAUGUAUUACAGAGAUAGAAUCGCGAAAAGUGACUCAAAAACCUGCAGCUCCACCACCACCAAAAAAUGACAAAUCGUGGGUUAGAUCGAAAAUCGACUCGGCCAAGGAGAAAUAUCAUGCCGGGAAGGAGAAGCUCAAAACGAAAAUAUCCGAUGUGAAGAGUAAGCUGAGGGGUCCAGCUCCGACUCCGCAACCGAGACCUCCAGCUCAGAACAAUCUACCAAAAUCCCAGUAUGGUUGGAACACGCAGGCUCCAGGCCCCAGGGCGCCUGCUCCAGCCCCUACUAGACCACAAUAUGGAGUUCCAGCUCCCAGAGCCCCUCAACCAACAAUUCCAGCUCUAACUACGAAAAAGUCAGUUUUCGAGCGUCUGAAGGAAAAAGCUAAGGGAAAAGAGAAAUAUGUUGGGAAAGCAGUCGGCUGGGCGAAGAAAGACCUGGGAAUCGGAGUUGAAGGACCGAAGAAGCCGUCAAAAAUUUUAAAGUUUGGGAAGAAAGCAGUGGAUUUUAUGUUUAAAAAGAAAACUCCAAAAACUCAAAACCCGGCACUUGUUCAUUCUUCAGGACAGAUUGUUGGGCAGGUUGCUUCUGGAAGCCACGGCCUGGACCGCAAAGUUGAGUACCUGAAAAGUCGCCUAGACAUCAUGCAGUCCGAGAUUCAAGGCACCUGGAAUACCAGUGAGUCAGGCACCAAGUACAAAAUCUUCGAGGAGAGGAUGAACUGGAAUGAUGCGCAGCUCCACUGCGAAGAGCUCGGCAGUCACCUGGCCUACUUGGAUAGUGAAUCUAAAAACACCUAUGCCACGUCUCUAAUCGAUUCUCAAAACAUUAGCAUGGUCUGGUUCGGCCUGCGGACUGAAGUAGGCUUGGGCUCAGGCUCAGACACCUACUCAAAUUUCUCGAACCUUGAUGGUUGUGGAGUGGUUGAUCGGAAUGGCACAUGGAGCAUCAGCUCAUGUGCCAUCGAGCUUCCCUAUCUGUGUCAGGCAUUCCGAUUUAAUGUUCUUGUGGAGAUCCCAUAAUUUUUACCCGUAAUCUUUUUAUUAAAAAAAUUCAAAUUGUGAUCAUUAAAAUGAAGCCGGCCAGCGCCAAGUAGGGUCUCAGAUACUCCCCGAGUACCGGGAUCCAUAGGAGGUAUUCUGUGAUGUACCAGUACAGCUUGAAUUGUAAACGUCCCCAGGAUGGGAGGUUUUUCGAGAUUUGAACUUCUACAGUACCAUUUUCCAUACGAGAUUUGGCGGAGGAGAUCUGAAAUUUGCAGAAAUUUGAGGAAUACCUGAAAUAA
This is a messenger RNA of Caenorhabditis elegans, 1357 nucleotides long. It is a transcript of the gene clec-145, whose product is annotated as C-type lectin domain-containing protein. The record is from RefSeq and is marked reviewed. NCBI's taxonomy places the organism in Eukaryota, Metazoa, Nematoda, Chromadorea, Rhabditida, Rhabditidae. Bases 30 to 1094 code for a protein of 354 amino acids. Gene Ontology annotation, molecular function: carbohydrate binding. The transcript is spliced from 4 exons.